GCUGGCCUGCAGACCCCGGCCUGGAAUGAGGUGCUGGAAGAAACCAGAGGAGGUUUCUUCAGAGCGGAGCGCAUUCAGCCCAAGGGGGCCUGGCCUGGGUUUCUCUUCCAGUGUUGAGGUUGUUGGUAGACAGGGCAGGUGGCUACUGUGCCUCACCAGGAGUCCUCCCCACCUGGGAGUGAGGUCACACCAGGGACUGGGGCCAGAUGGCUGGGGAAUGGGCUUGCUAAUGGUUGGACGAGCGUUGUGCCCGCCUCCACCUCAGUAUGCAGCUCCGAUGAGACACAGAAUUGAAGGCUCGAGGAGGAGCUGGGGCCCGCAGCAGGCCUCUCCUUCCGAUCGAGAGGAACGCGAACGUCCACAGGAAUAAAUGGAAGGACGCUGGCAUUGAAGCUGGAGUAUUCACAAGGCCUAACGUGGACGCAGCCCACAGUUGUCUGCCAGCGAUGGGUGGGUGUGUGGACCACUGUGGCCGCCGUACAGUGGAGUGGGUUCAGCCCGAGAGAGGAGCCGCGCGCCGCCGCACCAUACUGUGUGGAAGAGCCAAACGCUGGACAGAUGCGGCCCCUCUCCGGGCAGAGCACGCGGCAGCGAGUCCCGAGGGACAGAAAGGAGUUGAGAGGCUGCAGGGCCCGGCCGGGGGAAUGCGUGGUGACUGUCGUGGGCUCGUGGGCUUUUUGAGGGACCCGGACAUGGAGCUGCGGGAAGAAGCCUGGUCUCCGGGGCCGCUGGAUUCUGAAGACCAGCAGAUGGCGAGUCACGAGAACCCAGUGGACAUCCUUAUCAUGGAUGACGACGACGUCCCCAGCUGGCCUCCCACCAAGCUGUCCCCGCCCCAGUCUGCGCCCCCAGCCGGCCCCCCUCCCCGGCCGCGGCCGCCCGCCCCCUACAUCUGCAACGAGUGUGGCAAGAGCUUUAGCCACUGGUCCAAGCUGACGCGGCAUCAGCGCACGCACACCGGCGAGCGGCCCAACGCCUGCGCCGACUGCGGCAAGACCUUCUCGCAGAGCUCACACCUGGUGCAACACCGGCGCAUCCACACGGGCGAGAAGCCCUACGCCUGCCUGGAGUGCGGCAAGCGCUUCAGCUGGAGCUCCAACCUCAUGCAGCACCAGCGCAUCCACACGGGCGAGAAGCCCUACACCUGCCCCGACUGCGGCCGCAGCUUCACGCAGAGCAAGAGCCUGGCCAAGCACCGGCGCUCGCACAGCGGCCUCAAGCCCUUCGUGUGCCCGCGCUGCGGCCGCGGCUUCAGCCAGCCUAAGAGCCUCGCGCGUCACCUGCGGCUGCACCCGGAGCUGUCGGGGCCCGGCGUGGCGGCCAAGGUGCUGGCGGCCAGCGUCCGGCGGGCCAAGGGGCCCGAAGAAGCGGUGGCGGCGGACGGCGAGAUCGCCAUCCCGGUGGGCGACGGCGAGGGCAUCAUCGUGGUGGGCGCGCCGGGCGAGGGGGCGGCGGCCGCGGCAGCCAUGGCGGGAGCAGGGGCCAAGGCCGCGGGGCCCCGGUCGCGGCGCGCCCCGGCCCCCAAGCCGUAUGUGUGUCUGGAGUGCGGGAAGGGCUUCGGGCACGGGGCCGGGCUCCUGGCGCACCAGCGGGCCCAGCACGGGGACGGGCUCGGGGCGGCGGGGGGCGAGGAGCCGGCCCACAUCUGCGUGGAGUGCGGGGAGGGCUUCGUGCAGGGCGCCGCGCUCCGGAGACACAAGAAGAUCCACGCCGUGGGCGCGCCCUCGGUCUGCAGCAGCUGCGGACAGAGCUACUACCGGGCCGGGGGGGAGGAGGAGGAGGACGACGACGACGAGGCCGCGGGAGGGCGGUGCCCCGAGUGCCGCGCUGGGGAGGGCCGGUAGGGGAGGGGCCCGGGGGGGGGGGCAGGGCCCCUCGGGCUUGGCGGGAACGACCAUGUGCAAGACCAAGAGACCCAGGGAGAAGCGGAUGGGGUGCGAUGGACCCCGCGGCGUCCCGAGCCCCACGCCCUCCUCUGUCCCCGUGCCGUCCACGUGGGGCACUGGGGGGCAUUAGGGCCAGUUCACUUCUCCGCCUCGACUCUGCCCCCCUCAGCCUGGCCCGCCCUUCCUAGGUUCUCGGCCUGCGAGCCGGAGACAGACAAUGGAGAGAAUUGGAGAGGCCGAGCGGCUACCAGGCCUCAAGUGGAAGGCCAUUUUCCCUCCUCUUCCUCAGUUGUCCUGGGUGGGGGUGGGGGUGCUGCGAGGAAUGGAGAAACCAGGCCCGUUGCGUUUAGAGGGUCCCAGAGAGGGAAGGGAAAUAGGGGCCCUUUUCUUUUAGAGUUUUCUUUUAUUCAGCCCACCUUUUGACUCUCCCCGCCCACCCCAAUCCAUUUUUUUUUUCCGGCUUCCGGGUCCCGUCCUUUCUUAGAGCUCGAGUCGUUCCUUCCCCUCCUGGAUUCCGGGUAGCAGAGGUGGCCCCUGUGCCCCGCAGAGCCCCGCAGGAGGCGGGUGCCCGUUUAUCCCAGGCCUGGGCGUGGUGGAGGAAGGGGUGCUAGAACAAUAAAUAGCACUAUCCAAACGUC
This is a messenger RNA of Macaca mulatta (Rhesus monkey), 2524 nucleotides long. The record is from RefSeq and is a predicted model, not a curated record. NCBI's taxonomy places the organism in Eukaryota, Metazoa, Chordata, Mammalia, Primates, Cercopithecidae.